GUAACACCCCGUGAACGACGAUAGGUGGCGCCAGCGUCAACGUGCUGUUUUAAUUGACGAGGAAGAGCUCGCACAAAAUACGGAAAUGCCAGCAAACGAGUUAUCAAAAAUGAAGACGUCAGAUGAAAGAUGUUUUUAAAAGUGUACAGUUGUGCGCAUGUUUUUAUAUAAGAAACGGGUUAUUUUUACUUUACAAUGUUCGGGAGCAAGUCUUACCAGCUACUUCCUCAGAGUAACCCGAGAACGUCGAGGACUCCUGGACUGUUUGUGUCCGGCGACAGCUUCUCGCAGCUCGGCUACCUCAGCAAAGGACUCUCGUUCGAUUACAUCCCCAAUGUUUCUGAAAACGACUUCAGUGAUAGUUCCCAGGGAUGGCUGUCCUGGAUUUGCAAUCAAAUUGUCAUCUUCCUCGUACACAUCUGCACCUUUAUAACCUUUCCCAUAACGGGAUGGUUUGUAUUAAAGACCGUGCCAAACUACCAGAGGAUAGUGGUCUUUCGCCUGGGUCGUGUCUGUCCUCCAAAGGGUCCUGGUAUUGUCCUGCUGCUGCCCCUCAUUGACCAGUGGCAGAGGGUAGACUUGCGCACGCGUGCUUUCAAUAUACCUCCAUCCCAGGUGAAUACCAUGGAUGGUGGCCUCUUGUCUGUAGGUGCAGACAUUCAGUUCAGAAUUUGGAACCCAGUCUUGUCAGUGGUGUCAGUUCAGGACAUCAACGUCUCUACCCGGAUGACCGCACAGAACGCUUUAACUCACAGCCUUACCAAGAAGACGAUCAGGGAGAUUCAAACGGAGAGAGUGAAACUUGGAGAAUAUCUUGGCAUGGACAUAAAUGAACUGACUCGACCAUGGGGUCUGGAGAUCGACCGGGUAGAAAUUACACCAGGAUCUCUUCUUAAAGCUCCGGAGGGGGCACCUUCUGGACCCGUCAUGGUUCCUCCAUCUGUACCAGGCAUGGAGGGUCUCGCAGGCCCCCUUCAGCAGCUGGCCAUGCACUUUAUCAGCAACAGCUCGCAACAACAAGAGAGCAGUGUCACCUUUAUAGAUGAGCAGACACCUCAGACAUCUGUUGAAGAGCUGCUCCACAAGGUCGAAUGUGUCCUCUCUGAAGCUUUGGUGAACCAGGUGGGCGCUUGCUUCCAGUUUGACAUCAGCUCAGAAGAUGGACAGCAUCACAGCUACUAUGUGGAUUUGAGCCAAGGCUGCGGUGCAGCUGGAGAGGGGCCCCCGUGUGGAGAGCCUGACGUAACACUGACCAUGUGCGAGGACGACCUACUGGCCAUGUUCCAGGGUAGGCUGGGACCGUUUGCGGCUUACAGCUGUGGUCGACUUCAAAUUCAGGGAGAUGUGAGGACAGCUAUGAAGUUGGAGGAACUAAUAAAGCUGCUCCAGAAAUAAUGUUUGAAUAUGAUAUUCAUUGAAUGUUUAAGUUGAUGUGAAAACAUAAUUUUUUGGAGAUUCUUUGUGAUCAGCUUUAUUUAACAUUACAGUAUGUUAUUAUUAUGGUAGUACUUUGCACCGAAGUACACGCAGAGUUUUUCAGUGUUUUAGCUACAGGGUUGCAAUAAACAGUUUGGAGUUUGAAGUAAUAA
Molecule: messenger RNA, 1589 nt
Organism: Nerophis lumbriciformis (worm pipefish)
Lineage: Eukaryota; Metazoa; Chordata; Actinopteri; Syngnathiformes; Syngnathidae
Gene: stoml1
Product: stomatin (EPB72)-like 1
Cellular component (GO): plasma membrane
Source: RefSeq, a predicted model, not a curated record